This is a messenger RNA of Drosophila melanogaster (fruit fly), 1821 nucleotides long. It is a transcript of the gene Hn, whose product is annotated as henna. The transcript has 6 exons. The record is from RefSeq and is marked reviewed. NCBI's taxonomy places the organism in Eukaryota, Metazoa, Arthropoda, Insecta, Diptera, Drosophilidae. Gene Ontology annotation, biological process: L-tyrosine biosynthetic process; developmental pigmentation; aromatic amino acid metabolic process. Gene Ontology annotation, molecular function: oxidoreductase activity, acting on paired donors, with incorporation or reduction of molecular oxygen, reduced pteridine as one donor, and incorporation of one atom of oxygen; iron ion binding; monooxygenase activity. Bases 1193 to 1729 code for a protein of 178 amino acids.
AUUCGUUUGCUGAACGGAUCGUUCGCCAUCGGUUUUAUUGUACUUAUCAGUGGAGAAACCCGAGAAUCUUGUGAAAAUGUACCAGCGGCAGGUCUCCUUUGAUAAGAGUAAAACCUGAAUUAAGACGUCAGGCGCAUAUAUUGGAAGUAGAAACAGUACAGCUUAAUAAGAUGUCAUAUAAAUACAUUAAGAACAAAUAAUUCAGCCCUGUUAGAGGACCUUGUUAUGGCUCAAGAUCUUGCAAAGUAUACUACUUGGGAGACCUUCCCACAGAUACAGCACACCAAGUUCUAGGCCGAGUCCUUGGCAAUAUGCGCUGAUUGCCAUUGCGGUCGGACCUAAACCUUCAAUAUGGGGGUUCAAGCCAAAACACAAACAAUCUCAAUGAUGCAGAUCUGAGCCAACGCGCGUAGAGGAUUCGGCUUACAUAGUCGAGGGUGUAGAUAUUAAGGAGGCCAGGAACACCUGUCUUCUGUUUUCGCCCAAGGAUUCGUCGUUGUCCAGCGGAGCUUUGGCCAACAUUUUGGCCAUCUUCAAGAAGCAUGACAUAAACCUGGUGCAUAUUGAGUCGCGUUCCUCGCUGCGUGUUCCCGGUUAUGAGUUUUUCGUGGAGGCCGAUGGAAAAUCGGGAGCCUUGGGAAAAGCCAUCGAGGAUGUGAAGGAGCAGUGUAGCUACUUUAACAUCAUUUCGCGUGACUACAAGGAUAAUGCCACGGCUGUGCCCUGGUUCCCGCGGCGUAUACGCGAUCUGGAUCGUUUCGCCAAUCAGAUUCUGAGCUACGGAUCGGAGCUGGAUGCCGAUCAUCCUGGUUUUACCGAUCCGGAAUACCGCAAGCGUCGCAAGUACUUCGCCGACAUUGCCUACAACUACAAGCAUGGCGAGCCCUUGCCCCAUGUGGAUUACACCAAGGAGGAGAUCGAGACCUGGGGCAUUAUCUUCAGGAAUCUUACGAAGCUGUAUAAGACACAUGCCUGUCGCGAGUACAACCACGUCUUUCCCUUGCUGGUGGACAACUGUGGAUUCCGAGAGGAUAACAUUCCCCAGCUGGAGGAUGUGUCCAACUUUUUGAGGGAUUGCACAGGUUUCACUCUGCGUCCAGUGGCUGGACUACUCAGCUCUCGGGAUUUCCUGGCUGGACUGGCCUUCCGCGUCUUCCACUCCACUCAGUAUAUCCGACAUCCCAGCAAGCCCAUGUACACACCGGAACCAGAUGUCUGCCACGAGCUGAUGGGCCACGUGCCGCUUUUUGCAGAUCCAGCUUUUGCCCAAUUCAGUCAGGAGAUCGGGCUAGCUUCCCUGGGAGCACCCGAUGAUUACAUUGAGAAAUUGUCCACCAUCUUCUGGUUCACUGUUGAGUACGGCGUGUGCCGCCAGGAGGGUGAGUUGAAGGCGUACGGAGCUGGUCUGCUGUCCUCCUACGGGGAACUGGAGUAUUGCCUCACGGACAAGCCGCAGCUGAAGGACUUUGAGCCGGAGGUCACUGGCGUCACCAAGUAUCCCAUUACUCAGUUCCAGCCUCUGUACUAUGUGGCCGAUAGUUUCGAAACCGCCAAGGAGAAGACCAUUAAAUUUGCGAACUCGAUUCCCCGACCCUUUGGUGUUCGCUACAAUGCCUAUACUCAGAGUGUUGAGGUUCUCGACUCGAAGCCCCAGAUUUCGAAUCUGAUGGACAACAUUAACUCCGAGUUCCAGAUUCUUCAGAAUGCCGUUGCCAAGCUGCGCGUCUGAGUAGAAUUCAUAUACAUUUUUUACUCCCUCUCUUUACUUACUAUUAAGAAUGAAUCAAAUAAUAAAUAACAUGCAAUUAUGUAAGUUUUUGU